ACUAGCUCCCCGGUCUUUUUCCCUCCCCGGUAAACUGAAGCUGCAGCCAUGCUGCCUUCCUUUGUUCCGUCUAUCUUCCUCGUCGUGCCGCUCACACUCCUCCUGGAGAGGUGUGGUGCCGCCGACGGCAACACAACUAACGACCUGUACUAAACAUGCUCCACCUCCGGCAACUUCAGCAACAGCAGCCCCUACCAGCUCAACCUCGCCCUGCUUCUCGCCACGCUCCCGUCCAACGCCAUCAACAACAGCGGCAGCUUCAACGGCACGGCCGGUUCGGCCCCGAACGUGGUCUUCGGGGCGGCCAUGUGCCAAGCCGACAUACCGUGGCCGGACCAGUGCAAUAGCUGCCUCCAGGCGGCCACGGCCGGGGCGGCGUCUGCCUGCCCGUUGAGCAAGAAUGCCAGCGCCGUCUACAGGGGCUGCGUAUUCCAGUACUCGGACACGCUGAUCGCCGCCGUCGCCGACACUAGCAUCGCGUACAUCACGCAGAACCACGCGGCCAACGUCCCAGAGACCGUCACCUUCCAGCAGACGCGCACGGAGCUGUUCACGGCUCUGUCCGGCGCCGCCUCGAUCUCGCCCUUGAAGCUCGCGUCGAGCAACCGCACGUUCAACGGCACGCACACGCUGUACGGGCUGGCGCAGUGCAACAGGUACUUGCCGGCCGACGAGUGCUCCAAAUGCAUUAAGUCGCUCGUCACGCUUCUCCCGGCCACAGUGCUUCUGUCGGAGGGGGUGUCUGUUACAGGGUUUAGCUGCUACAUCAGGUAUGACCUGACGCCCUUCGGAAUUUACAACCCCAGUGCAACUGCAGGGGAAGUUCCGGUAGCGGCGCUGCACAACCUAAACGACGGAUCGCGUAUCCACCAAGCCGAGAUUAUUGGCAUCCUUGUUUCCGUUUCAAUUAUAGUUCUGCUUGCGGUGAUCAUGGUGGCGAGACACUAUAUCCGGACAAGAAAACUAGCACAGCUCAAGGAGAUAACUGGACUUAUAGAAUUUUCAUAUCAUCAGAUAAAGCAAGGCACUGAGAGCUUCAAUGAAGAAACAAAUAAACUUGGAGAAGGCGGAUUCGGGCAGGUCUACAAGGGAAAGUUCCAUAUCAAAGGGGAGGAAAUGGAUGUAGCUGUGAAGCGCGUUACUGAUCAAACGGCAGCAAAACAGCUCCUGGAUGAACUAUCAGUUCUCGCAAAACUUGUGCAUAAGAAUGUGGUGCAACUGGUAGGGUUCUGUACUGACGACAUGUGGUCUUGUUUUGGCAAGAAGAAGUUGUAUAUUUGCAACGAACUGAUGAGUAACGGUUCUCUUGACAAACACAUUUUUUUUGAUUCAGAGGAAAAUGGACGUAAGCCUCUAAGUUGGUCAAGUCGCUACGAAAUUAUACGCGGCAUUUGUGACGGCUUGCAAUAUAUACAUGGGUAUUGCAACAAAAAAAUUUCGCACAUGGACAUAAAGCCCAGCAACAUCUUGUUGGAUGAGGGUAUGGUACCGAAAAUUGCGGAUUUCGGUCUAUCAAGAGUGUUUAAGACGAAGGAUAUAAGUCAGAAGGUCACCCAAAACGUGAUAGGUUCACAGGGAUACAUAGCGCCUGAGUACAUUAAUCACGGGAUAGUAGGCCGCAAGUGUGACAUAUACAGCCUUGGUAUCCUCAUCCUGGCGAUAGUUAUGGGAACAGGACCUCAGGGUAGAAUUGAUCCCUGUGGUAAAAUUUUCAUCAACGACAUUCGCCAGAAGUUGGCUGCUAAGGAUCAGAAGCAGCUGUGGCAGGAUGCAUCCCGGGGGGAUGGUGAUUGCCUCGAUGAUGUGAAAAAAUGCAUCGCUUUAGCUCUCAAGUGUGUCGAAGAAGAUCCAAAUGUUAGGCCGACAGCCGAAGCGAUAUGCAUCUACCUCCGCACCAAUGAUUUGGACCCUCGUUACGUCGCAGUACAAAUUGACCAGCAGUAGUCGAUCGGUCUCUCUGUUACGGGUCAGGCUGGAGAAAAAAUUAUAAGACCAGGGAGCUGAUGAUUGCCUCUGGUAUCUAGCCUAUGUUGUGUUUAGUACGUCCAACUCCUCAAAAAAUUGUGGUAUUAUGGUUUGUGUAAUAUCUGAAUUAAGUUCAGCCUUUUUAUUUCUGCUUGUAAUGAGUAAUGCUACUGUUUGCAUGGUUUCAUCAAAGCUAUGAAAUUAAUAUAUUUUCAU
Phragmites australis (common reed) is the source of this 2181-nucleotide messenger RNA. RefSeq names its product cysteine-rich receptor-like protein kinase 25. The coding region runs from base 307 to 1944 and encodes 545 amino acids. The record is from RefSeq and is a predicted model, not a curated record. Gene Ontology annotation, biological process: protein phosphorylation. Lineage: Eukaryota; Viridiplantae; Streptophyta; Magnoliopsida; Poales; Poaceae. Gene Ontology annotation, molecular function: ATP binding; protein kinase activity. The transcript has 6 exons.